Molecule: messenger RNA, 5612 nt
Organism: Chelmon rostratus (copperband butterflyfish)
Lineage: Eukaryota; Metazoa; Chordata; Actinopteri; Chaetodontiformes; Chaetodontidae
Product: neuronal cell adhesion molecule-like
Exons: 27
Coding region: 1-3780 (1259 amino acids)
Biological process (GO): cell-cell adhesion; brain development
Molecular function (GO): cell-cell adhesion mediator activity
Source: RefSeq, a predicted model, not a curated record
AUGGAGAGGAGGAGGAUGGAUGCAGCGCUGCUGGUGCUGUUCCUGGGACACCUCGCCGCCGCCUUGGAGGUCCCGCUCGACCUGCCGCAGCCGCCUACCAUAACUCACCAGUCCCCCAAGGAUUACAUCAUCGACCCACGAGAGAAUAUUAUAAUCCACUGCGAGGCGAAGGGGAAGCCUCACCCCAGUUUCUCCUGGACGAGAAAUGGGACCCACUUUGACAUCGACGAGGACCCCAACGUGACCAUGAGGCCCCACUCUGGGACCCUGGUGGUGGACAUCAGCAGAGCGAAGGCCGAGCAUUACGAGUGCGUGUACCAGUGCACAGCCAGGAACAAACAUGGAACUGCUGUUUCCAACAACAUAGUCGUACAACAGUCCAGAUCCCCCUUGUGGUCAAAGGAGAAAAUCAAGCCAAUCGUCGUUCAGGAGGGCGUGUCCUUGGUGCUGCCAUGUCGACCUCCUGCUGGCCUGCCUCCUCCCAUCAUAUUCUGGAUGGACAAUAACUUCCAGAGGCUGCCUCAGAGCAGCAGGGUGGCCCAGUCCCUGAACGGCGACCUUUACUUCUCUAAUGUACUCCGAGAUGACUCAAGAAACGACUACAUCUGCUACGCCCGCUUCCCAUACACACAAACCAUCCAGCAGAAACAGCCCAUCACCGUCAAAGUCCUCAACAUGGAUGCAAUCAAUGACACAAUGGCAGCUUUUUACAAUGACACUGAUUUAUUUAGUGAAGAACCAGCGGAUGACAGGAAACCAUCCUUCCUCAUCCCAUCUGGCCCCUCCAGCUCCAAGACGGUGCUGAGAGGACAGGUGCUGGAGAUGGAGUGUAUCGCUGAAGCGCUGCCCACUCCUGAAAUCUCCUGGACCAAAGUGAGCGGCGAUCUCCCAGCCAAGCGCACAUCCUUCCUGCACUACCAGAGGACCCUACGCAUUGUGAACGUGUCAGAGUCAGACGCUGGGGAUUACCGCUGCACCGCCAGGAAUCAGCUCGGCUCCGUGCACCACACCAUCCACGUCACGGUCAAAGCUGCUCCAUAUUGGAUCAGUGGCGCUCCCAGGAACCUUGUUCUAGCGCCGGGGGAGAGCGGUGUGCUGACCUGCAGGGCCAGUGGCACGCCCAAGCCCUCCAUCACCUGGGCUAUGAAUGGCAUCCCCAUAGAGAAUUCCCCCAAGGAUCUCAGCAGAAAGGUGGAAGACGACACCAUCAUCUUCACUGAUGUGCAGGCGGGCUCCAGCGCCGUCUACCAGUGUAAUGUCUCCAAUGACUACGGUUACCUCCUGUCCAACGCCUUCGUCAAUGUGCUGUCGGAGCCACCCAGAGUGCUGACACCAGCCAACAAAGUCUACCAGGUCAUCAAAAAUCACCAGGCCCUGAUAGACUGUGCUUCCUUUGGAUCACCCAUCCCUAAAAUUACAUGGUUCAAAGACAGCCGGUCCAGCACCCUGGAUGGAGACCCUUACAUCCUUCAUGACAAUGGCACUUUAGAGAUUCACAUAGCUCAAGCCCACAAUAGCGGCAGAUACACCUGCGUGGCCAGGAACAGCAUCGGUAUCUAUGAGAAUCACAUCUUCCUGGAGGUCAAAGAGCCCACCCGAAUCCUGAAGCAGCCGGAGUACAAAGUGGUCCAGAGGGGUAGGUCUGUGGUGUUUGAGUGCAAGGUGAAGCACGACCCCUCACUCGUCCCGACCAUGACCUGGCUCAAAGACGACGGAGAGCUGCCUGAUGAUGAGAGAUUAAUCUUGGGCUCUGACAGCCUCACAAUCACCGAUGUGACGGAGAACGACGCGGGCGUGUACACCUGCAUCACGAACACCACUCUGGACCAUGAUUCAGCCAGCGCUGAGCUCACUGUUGUCGAGGCCACGCCAACACCAGCUGUUGUCUACGAGCGACCCGACCCCCCAACUGACCUAGAGCUGACGGACCAGAAAAAGAGGAGUGUUCAGCUCACUUGGACCCCUGGGGAUGAACAUAACAGUCCUAUUCAGAAAUUUCUGAUCCAAUAUGAAGACUUACUGCACCACCGCGGCCACUGGCAUAAUCUUACCGAGGUCCCUGGAACAAAGACGACAGCUCACCUCAAACUGUCACCCUACAUCCACUACACCUUCAGAGUUCUGGCCCUCAAUGCUGUGGGUUUCAGCCGCCCCAGUUUCCCCUCCAGGGUCUUCAAGACAGAACCUGCAGCUCCAGAUGAGAAUCCAACAGGUGUACAGGGAUUUGGGACAGAACAUGAUAAUCUUGUAAUCUCCUGGAAGCCGCUGUCAGGCCUCCAGUCUAACGGUCCAGGGCUUCACUACAAGGUGAUGUGGAGGCAGAAGGCGGUGGACAGUGAUUGGACCACAGUGUCUGUGGCUAACAACUCCAAGUUUGUUGUGUCUGGAACGCCCACGUUUGUUCCAUAUGAGCUAAAAGUCCAGGCUGUGAACGACUACGGAGCCGGACCGGAGCCUGCUAUUGCCCACGGAUACUCAGGAGAGGACUUGCCAGUAGCAGCUCCAGAAAACGUGCAGGCCAUAGCGCUGAACAGCACUCUGGCAGAGGUGCACUGGGAUCCUGUGCCCUUUAAAUCAAUACGGGGACACCUCAAAGGAUUUAAGGUGUACUACUGGAGAGAACGCAGCCUCCACAAACACAACCCCCAUCACGUGGAGAAGCAGAUCCUGACCUUCAGUGGGAACCACAGCCGCGGCAUGCUGCCUGGUCUGCACCCCUUCAGUCUGUACUCGUUCAAUGUCAGGGUUUAUAACGGCAAGGGCGAGGGUCCUCCCAGCCCCACCCAGCAGUUUGACACGCCUGAAGGAGUGCCGGGGGCUCCUACCUCCCUGAUAGUCACCAACCCCAACCUGGACUCUCUAACCCUUGAAUGGAAUCCUCCUCAUGUCCGUAAUGGACGCAUCACCGGCUACACCCUCAAAUAUCAGCCAGUCAAUAACUCCAAUGAGCUGGGCCCAGUGGAGGAGCUGGCCCUGCCCGCCAAUGAGACCUCAGUCACUUUGCCCAACCUCAAGUACAGCACACGCUACAAGUUUUAUUUGAAUGCGAAAACAGUCAGGGGAGCAGGCCCAGCCAUUUCUCAGGAAGGUGUCACCAUCAUGGACGAAGUUGUGCUUGCUCCCUCAAACGUCCCUCUCUUCAUGAACGUCCCUCCUGCAGGUGAAGCUGAAGAGGAGUGGCAGAAAGAGCUUGUGAACGGCUCUCAGAACAUUAUGCUGAAGGGCUUAAAGGGGGGCCUCUCCUAUAGGGUGCGUGUGGUGGCCAAAGGUCACCACGACCAGCCGCUCCACCUCUCUGAGGAGGUAUUGGUGACGGUCCCAGCUGUGGCGAGCAGACAGGUGGACAUCGCCACUCAGGGAUGGUUCAUUGGCCUCAUGUGUGCCAUUGCUCUGCUCAUCCUGAUCCUCCUCAUUAUCUGCUUCAUCCAGAGGAAUAAGGGAGGGAAAUACCCCGUCAAAGAGAAGGAGGAUGCACACACAGACCCGGAGUUUCAGCCCAUGAAAGACGAUGACUGUACUUUUGGGGAAUACAGUGACAAUGAGGACCAUAAACCGUUAAAAGGGAGCCGCACGCCAUCUAAUGGGACAGUUAAGAGGGACGACAGUGACGACAGUUUAGUUGACUACGGGGAAGGAGGAGACGGACAGUUCAACGAGGAUGGCUCGUUUAUCGGCCAGUAUAGUGGAAAGAGUGCCAGCAGGGACACUGCUGAGGGCCACGAGAGCUCGGAGGCCCCAUCCCCUAUUAAUGCCAUGAACUCCUUGAACUCAUUUGUGUAGCCUGACAGACCGGUAUGAGGUGGUGCACAUUGACUGCUCCAUCCCCACAUCUCUCUUAGAGGGCUGUUCCAACACCGCAUGGCUUUAUGAUCACGUCUCCAUCCCCAGCACAACACAUGACACGUGAGAUACAGACAACUUAUCAAAGACGUUUAUGUUUUCACUUGGAAAUCUUUCAUGGAAAGGCUUUCAAACCUGUGCUCAUUACAGUGUAUCCCAAGCAGCAUUUAGCAAGGAAGUAGCUCCACCUGACAUUUGAUUUUAACAGUGCAUGAAAUACCUGAUAUGACCUUAAAUCCAUAUAUUAAUUAACACUUUGAUAUUAACAAGUGUUGCAUUCUUACCACAAAUCUCUUACGGACUAUGCAGUGCUCGUCUGAACUAUAUUUGUUUUUGUCAUUGGUUAUUAUAUUAUCUACUAUGUUCAAAUAGUAAUCAGUGUCUACAGUAAAAGGCUAUUAUUCCAUGUAUUUUUCCAACACACGCUUGUACAGGAAUCUGUAUUUAAUAAUGUAAUUCCUCCAUGUAAUUCCAUCAUGCGUUUACAAGGCAGGUCAUGUACAGUGUAUAUAUAUAAAGUGAACUAUUUGCAGACUGAAUAUUGGGAGCAGUGCACACUGCAUGCUUGUGAUUGCUGCAUUGGUACAUCCUCAUCUGUCACCCCUCUGUUGUGAAUGAUGCGACUGCACCUAUGACAGAGGAGGCUGAAACGCUGCAUGGCUUGUAACGUUACCUCAUAACCUUUGCCCCGCAUGUAACCUCCUCUUAUUGAGUGUGAUCUGAGGGCCAGCGGGGGACGCUGAGGGGGUGACAGCUUGCCUCAGUCCCCGCAGCGCUCCUUCAGCAGGUUGUGCCUUUUCUUCAAAACAACGAUUCGAUUGUGAAGUCUCUUUCCACAGUUCAUUGACUGGAACAGAGAGAGUAGUAGGACUGCAGAAGUCACACCCAGGGAUGGAUAAGAUAAGCUUGAGAAGAGGACUCUGUGGAGGGAGGAAUAAUUCAUAUACUUGUGUCAUCUUUUUUUUAAAGACACCUCCAAAUGCCUUGAAACACAGGACUGGCUUUGAUUCCUCUGAGAAGCUAAACGCACUCACAUAAAACAUCAUUAAAACCAUGUCUGGUGCAUUUUCAAAAUCUGCAGUCAUCAUGUACAAUACCCGAUUGUAUUUCUGCAGUGUAUGAAUGUAUGGAUAUCUGUGAGUGUGUAGGUGUGUGUGUGUGCAGAUACAGUACAUCAUUCAAUUCCUAUUAGGCAAAAAUUGUUCACUUGUACUAACUGACACUUGAGGGCCUUUGGAUGGGAUCAAGAUUUCUUUUCUCUUAACUUGCAUCAAGUUUUUUUUUUAAGACGUGUAGAAUAUUUGUUAAAUUUGUAAAUACCUUAAUUGAUUGUACAGGGACAAGCAGCUUAUAAGGCAGCCUAAGAGGCAAUAUUGUGCAUGAUAUGGUUUAACCUGUUGAUAGGACUGUAUUAAAUAUAGAGUACUUGUAGAGAAUAUAUAUACAUAUAUUCCUUUUUUUUCUUGCUGUGCACACUGUACAUUGUUCUGUAACUAUCUGGACAUAAAAUUGCAUAUAAAUUUGAAUUCUGAUUGUUUUCUGAUUUGCUUGUCAGCGAGUUACAUAACUUUGGUAUUGUACAAGAACAUGUAGGAUAUAGCGACAAUAUUAAUUGAUGCACAGAAUUAUAUUAUUCUGAUUUGUAUUGGUUCUACGCUGUCCCAAUAUACUGCCAAAAGGAUGCUUUUUUCUGACAGUAUUGCAAAUGGUUUUGUAUUUAAGAAACAGAUUUGUACUAACAGAUACUUUCUUUGUCUCUAUUUAAGUUUCUC